UUUAGACAGACUCCUGAAUGCGACCUCCCAAAUCUUCAACCAAGACACCGAUAGAUUCUCAUCAAGCUGUUAAAAGUUAAAACCAUGCUACUCCAUUAGAGCUCACAUAGACUACUCACACAGAUACACGAAUAGAUCUAGAGAGAGAGAGAGAGAUGAGCAGGAGAUCUGGAUCGUGUUUAAGGUGUUGUUUGGUGAUUUUCGCAGUGAUUUCAGCACUCUGUGUAUCUGGGCCAGCUCUUUAUUGGAGGCUCAAAAAGGGUUUUAAUUUGAAAGGAGGUUCUUCGAUCUCUUGUACUCCAUGCAUCUGUGAUUGCCCUCCUCCUCUCUCCCUUCUCAAGCUUGCUCCUGGAUUGGCCAAUCUUUCGAUUACAGAUUGUGGGAAGGAUGAUCCGGAUUUGAAGGAAGAAAUGGAGAAGCAAUUUGUGGAUUUACUAUCAGAAGAGUUGAAACUGCAAGAAACGGUUGGGGAAGAACACAUACGCCAUAUGAACAUCACGUUUGGCGAAGCGAGAAGGGUGGCCGCUCAGUAUCAAAAGGAGGCCGAAAAAUGCAACACCGCUACGGAAACAUGCGAACAAGCGAGAGAGCAAGCCGAGGCGUUAAUGAGGCAAGAAAGAAAGAUAACUUCGUUAUGGGAACGAAGAGCUAGACAACUCGGUUGGGAAGGAUAAUAACUAUGAAUUAUUUGUUUCUUUAAUCCGGGAUUUCGAUCUUUAUUGAAGUUGUACGUCGUGAAUCGAUAUCGCCACUUACGGUAAUUUUGUUGAAAUAUUUUCAACCCUACCAUUCACAAGUUGAUUAUCCCUUCUUGUUCUUUCU
Molecule: messenger RNA, 822 nt
Organism: Cynara cardunculus var. scolymus (artichoke)
Lineage: Eukaryota; Viridiplantae; Streptophyta; Magnoliopsida; Asterales; Asteraceae
Exons: 3
Coding region: 156-674 (172 amino acids)
Source: RefSeq, a predicted model, not a curated record